This is a messenger RNA of Nematolebias whitei (Rio pearlfish), 1477 nucleotides long. RefSeq names its product carboxypeptidase B1 (tissue) (gene cpb1). NCBI's taxonomy places the organism in Eukaryota, Metazoa, Chordata, Actinopteri, Cyprinodontiformes, Rivulidae. The record is from RefSeq and is a predicted model, not a curated record. The transcript is spliced from 11 exons. Gene Ontology annotation, biological process: proteolysis. Gene Ontology annotation, molecular function: zinc ion binding; metallocarboxypeptidase activity. The coding region runs from base 76 to 1326 and encodes 416 amino acids.
GAAGAGGAUUGGUGGAUUAGAGAAAGGCUGUGCUUAUAAGUGCUGCUCGCAGACAAGGUCAACUUUACUGCCAACAUGAAGCUCCUAUUGAUUUUCGGACUGGUGGCGGUUGCUCUGGCUGAUGUUACUCACUUUGAGGGAGAUAAAGUCUUGAGACUGAAGCCAAAGCUGAAUGAACAUGUGAUCUUCAUCAAGGAGCUGGCUAACAGCAUUGACGUCGACAUGUGGAGCCCUGAGAGCGCUGAACAGGUGACCAUCGACAUCGAUGUGGACAUCCACAUACCAGCCCAGUACCUUGACAUAGUGUUCACCAUGUUGGGGCAGAGCGACGUAGAGCAUGAGGUUCUUAUUGAGGAUGUUGAGGCUGUCAUUAAAGGCCAGGCUGACAGUGGACGGACACCCAGAGCUCACAGUUACACGAAGUACAACACCUGGAGUGACAUCCAAAACUGGAUCAACUCCAUUUCCUCCUCCAACCCUAAUCUGGUCAGCAAGCAGGUGAUUGGAAACACGUAUGAGGGUCGCCCUAUGACUGUCCUGAAGCUUGGAAAGACAUCCAGCUCUGCUAAACCUGCCAUCUUCAUGGACUGUGGUAUCCAUGCCAGGGAGUGGAUCUCUCCUGCUUUCUGCCAGUGGUUUGUCAAAGAGGCUCUGUCCACUUACGGCAGUGACUCUCAGAUGACCAGUCUGCUCGACCAGAUGGACGUCUAUGUUCUGCCCGUCUUCAACAUCGACGGCUACGUGUACACUCACACCAACAACAGGAUGUGGAGGAAGACUCGUUCCACAAGAUCUGGAUCAAGUUGCUUUGGAGCCGACCCCAACAGGAACUUUGACGCUGGAUGGUGCACCCUUGGAGCCUCCAGUAAUCCCUGCAGCGACACCUUCUGUGGCUACUCUCCUGAGUCUGAGAUUGAGGUGAAGAACGUGGCUGACUUCAUCCGCAGGAACAAGUCCAUCAUGAAGGCCUACAUCACCAUGCACUCCUACUCUCAGCUGCUGCUCUUCCCUUACUCCUACAAAUAUGGGCUGGCUGCAGACCACAGUGAGCUGCUGGAGGUUGCUGAGGGAGCGAGUUCUGCUCUGCGGAGUCUGUAUGGCACUCCCUACACCAGUGGACCUGGAGCUACUACUAUCUACCCUGCUGCAGGAGGCUCUGAUGACUGGGCCUACGACCUGGGGGUGAAAUAUUCCUACACCUUUGAGUUGCGUGACACCGGUCGUUACGGCUUCCUGCUGCCCGAGUCCCAGAUCAAACCCACAUGCGAGGAGACUAUGCUUGCCGUCAAGUACAUCACCGCCUACGUGCAGAAGAACCUCUAUUAGGGAGCAGCCAAGACCCCUGCCUCUGCACCAGCCCCCAGCCUUUCCAGCCAUCCUCUGCCCGUAACCAUGGAUACGAGCGCCUCCCGCCAUGUUUUCUCACUGCGUUUGACAGAAUGUCAAAAUGAGUGCAAACAAUAAAAUCAAUGAUCCA